Molecule: messenger RNA, 1314 nt
Organism: Exophiala bonariae
Lineage: Eukaryota; Fungi; Ascomycota; Eurotiomycetes; Chaetothyriales; Herpotrichiellaceae
Exons: 1
Coding region: 1-1314 (437 amino acids)
Source: RefSeq, a predicted model, not a curated record
AUGGAGUUCCCAGACUCGUCGUUGUCCACUAGGAACGGAGUUACGCAUGCGUAUCAUGCUGCCGUUCCACUUCCUCAGCAACACCUUGUGGAGGAGUCUCAAUCGAGGAUGAAUGGCCCCUGGGCGAUUCAUGUUGACAAUACCUAUGCGCUGCCGAUGCCGAUGCCGAUGCCGACAAUAGAAACUCAGCAACAGGGUUUCAGUGUUACACUCAAUGGCAGUACUCCCCAGAGUCGGGCACUCAACGAGAUGCUGGCUCCCCUUCUCCGACAUAGUGACACCACCUAUUUCACAGAGGCCAUCUCUACUUAUUUGAAACUGCCCGAAGACCUCUGGCAGGCGCUGCGGCUGAUCCGAGAGUCCGCAUUUUCGCACGAAAUCCUACGUGACGGUCUAUCUCAGGAUAUAUGGCAACUGAUGGUCAGGUUACGAGACGAAGUCAACUUCAAACACCUGCAGCCUCUCGUGGUGACCACCUUUGUCGAGCAUGCGACUUUCAUAGAGACAGCGCCAACAGGGACAUCUCAAACCCAUUCGCGAUCGGCAUCUGGUGCGUCCUGGUACGAAAGUGGGAAACAACAAACGGGAAAUGGUGCCAGCAGGCCAGCACUACACCCAUCACACGCGACGAGUCCCAGCUUGAGCGGGUUUCAGUUCUCAAGCCCGGUGCAGCAGGAACAUUCCAUGCAGACCCGCUCGGUGACUCCCGUUUCCAUCAUGUACACCAGCAGUCGAAACACUUCUCGAAGCCCUUGGCGCAAUAAGAAGGGCAAGGCUCCUGCAGGUCAAUUGUAUGUCUGUCCGUUGCCCAAUUGCACGAAGAAGGGCUUCAAGAAUGUCGGCAACUAUAUCAAUCACAUGCUGCGGCUGCAUGCCGGAUACCCGCGACAUGACCCGGAGACAUCAUUGCAGCCUGAGUCGUCACCGUCGCUCGAUGGCGGUGAAGAGUUCGUCUCGCCUGCCGCCACCACAGCCAGCAACUCUCCUCUUCUGGUGCGACACCUAUCACAGGACUUGAGCAGUUUUGGCGAUGUGCAUUCGAGCUUUGGGCAAGACGAGUCAAAUCCGUCAGCUGGCAUAAACCGCAGAGCCAGCGAUGUAAAUCCGGAGCACUUCGACUUCUCCUCCUCGAUUGCUUCUGCGAACGGGGUUUCGGACGACGCUACGGAGAUGGUUGACAACAGGCCAGAUUUGUACGAGGUAGAGGAGGACCAGGUGUCCUCGCCUACAGAUACUGGUGGUAUGUCGUUCGGCAUGUUCCAGGCCACCAUACUGAGCGCUAGACGCUCCUCCCUCCAAAAGCGGUCUUAUUAG